UCCAAUCUAUGUCAGGAGUCAAACUCGACGGGGCAAUCGUCACACAUCCACACGCUGAUCACUUAGAUGGCGUGGAAAGACUCUUUAGGGAGCUCCUCCCCGACGUGUACCAAGAAAGUAUCACAUCAGCCAGCCCAGACAAAAGAUUGAUUUGCAAUGGUCCUGUAUUACUCACAAGAAAAUUUGCUCAGGACGGAAAAGCUUAUCGCAGCUUCUCUGAGUUUCUCUUAAAGACGAAAUUCGAGAUAAGCCUAGACAUUGACGACAUACAGAAUGCUUUCGGAAAUGAUAUUAUCUUUUCUUUUCCUACGUCGCCUGGUGUUCUAUACCAGCGUCACAAGCCAUCCAAAGAUGAGAAGCCUCACUUGGAGGAGAAGCAAAGAAGCAAGUUGAAAGGGGGAACUGAAGACAAAGAUUUGAACAAAUCGAGCAUCAUUCUUUACACUAAAGAAGGAGGCAAGAUCUGUUUGACUGGGGAUGCUUACGGCUAUGACAUUGUGGCAAUGCUUCGAGGUCACGAGGCUUAUGAUCUGGACAUCUUCAAGUUACCUCACCACGGGAGCUCUAAGAACAGCAUUUUAGGAAAGGUCAUGCCCCCUUCAUGGGCCUUUCAAAAUUUGGCGGCGAUGGUGUUACUGUCGUUGAGUCUAAACCAGAAGAUCUUAUGCGACAAGAAUCCUGAAGAGGAGAGAGACCUUGAUUACUUUCGUCAGCAGCUAAUAAGAGGACCUGGAAUGGGAAACGGAGAGGCUGUUCAGCGGAUCGCCGACAAGUUCCUUGAGGUAAUUAAAAAGCAACUAAAAAACACAACGAAGGAAACACCAGAAGAGUUAUUUCACAAAGUGAAAGAGAAGCACCUUGAGGUUCUGGCAGUGCUUCAGCUGCCGUCUGAAUGCGUCGACCCAUGUAAGAAUGUAGAAGCUUUAAGUGGUUUAGCAAACUGGGAGAGUCUGAAGAAAAACGUUGCCGAUGAUUUAGUUUUUCCAAGGGUUUCUACAAAUUUAAAGAAGAGGAAGAUUGAGUGGUGGCCUCUAGUCGUAAGCCUCAUGGGUAAUGACAAUAUUUUUCAAGACUACUUUGCCGGAAAAAUUGGUAUUGAUGGCUUUUUUGAGUCCUUCCAUUCCAAGACAUACUACGUAUCUGCCAGCGGAAGAUAUGAACACCCUUCACCAGAUGUCAUCAAGGGAAUCAUAAAAGCUGCCGUGAAAAAGAACAAGCCAUGCAGAGUCGUGUUCACCUCUGGGGGAGCCGUUCCGUCUUCAUACCUUCCUAAUGUAAAUAAAAAACCGUUCAAGCAGUGGAAUAAGUUUGUUUCUCUUUACUACCUGAAGAAUAACGUUUCAUUUAAGUUGGACCCCAACGAGGAAAUUAAUACUGCACCUGUUGGAACAAGCAGAUUUGAGAACGACGACAAUGUGCGAAUCGAUGUUUCCCAACAACUGGGAAAAAACGAUGGAUUCACCAUCCCACGGAGGUCAUUUCUGCCCAACCUUGACCAGUACUAUGUCAAAACUAAAGGAUCAGAUGGAAAACCUCUUUGGCUUGAAGUAAAGAAUGACGGGAAACUCUGUCUGACUCCCAGGAAAGGUGCCCAGAAUAUCCUCAAUGUCUCCAAUGCUCCAUCCAUAGCUGGCGACUUAAAUCUGAUUACCCUUCAGCGCGAGUCUGAAGCGAGUUAUCAACGAGACAUUUGGCUCGAGAAAGCCUCGGGAGCUGGAUUCUUAAUCAAAGGAUCUCCUGAGGGAAAUUACUUUUUUGAAGAAGACGGCUUCCUUAAGUGUACUAAUAAAAAAAAUAAAGCCAUCCCUUUCGUUUUCGACCACAAGACGUUUUCCGGUCCACUAAUGGAUGAAAGAUGGAUAUCCCUUAAGGAAUUCUUGAAGUCACUCGGAUCCAAAAGGGACCAAAAAACAAUCAAUGUCAGAGGUGCACUCGAGCUUUUGCUCGGUCUUUCAAACGUGGAGCGCCUUAGGAAGGAACUACCCGCUGGAUCUAUCGGAUACGAAGCCCUGGAUAACGAAGUCGAUAUGGAUUUAUCUGUAGUUGAACUUUCAUCUUCCGUCGAUUGCAAAGUCAUUUCAAGCAAAAUCCAGGUCUUAACCAAAUUGCGCCCUAUGAUGUUCGACGCGUCCCCAGUUAACACGCUGGAGGUCGUAGUGAAAGAUCUAUGUUCCAAACCAGACGUGUCUCUUCUGAUCACCACGUCUGUUUGCUUUGCCAACUAUGCCUUAAAUGUUAGCGAGCAUAUGAAACCGAAAGAACCAUCCGUUGAUAUGUAUUUGAAUGCGCUUGGAGGUGUGCCACUGGAAAACCGCGACAAAUUGACCUUAGGGACAAUACUUCAGCGUGUAAUGGGAUACCUUCCCUUGGAGGCUUUAGCAAAAGCCUUCCCUACGCACCUUCUGGGUUUAGAAAUAUUUACCUGGAAGGUAGAUCGUUUGCUUUCGACAGUUAACUAUUUCACCUCUCCAUUAGCUGUCGAAGUACUGAAUGGAGACUUCUACCUCAUUCUUCCUACAGAAAAGAAUAAAAUCACUUUGGGUGGAGCACUGAUUAUAGAGUUAUCCCAGUGUCAUGUCACUGUAAAAAACCCACGCACCGAAAGGAGUGACUUUGUGAUAGAGUGUGAAGCUACUAUAGGAACAACCGCUGUAAAUCUGAGAAUAGUACCUACAUCGACAGUUGUACCAGAGGUGAUUAUUUGCUUUUCUGAAAGCGCCAAUUUCCUUUCAGUAGUAAAAAUGUUAGAUCCUCCAGUAAGCAUUGAAGAAUUAGCGGUCCCCUUACUAAACAAAGUCAUCCAUGAUUUGCAACUUUCCAAGCCAACCAUUCGUGUUGUCCAAGAUAUCCAAAGUUACGACGUGACACGGGUUUCUUCUAUGGCUUUUGAGUUUGCGCUUGACAACUUUGCAUCAAUACUUCCCACCGGUCUUUCUUCACCUCAGGGUAGCCAAGCAACCAUCACGAUUUUCAAUCCACUCAGCAGUCACCCUCAUAUUGGUUAUGAAGUCCAAUUUAAGUUAGCUCUUGCCACAUCUACAGAUGCCAAUGCAUUCUUGGAUUCGAAGUUCUCAUUGUGGCCAGUAGAUGCUUCCAAUCAUCACAAUUUCCAGGCUUAUGCUUGCAGCAUUUCGUUGUGUCCAAACCCUCCAGAGAUAUCGAUGCAAACAGCACUUGAAGCUAUCGGUCUCGGACAGCAGAUGACGUCCAUGAUGUUCUACUUUCCGUUUAUGGUAAAUAUCCUGAAUGCAAUCCUGCUGAAUAAAAUCACCCUCGAUGUAAACUACCAGAAACGUGCAAUCGAAUCUUUUUCUCUGUCUCUCUUUGUUCCGCAAUGUUCAAUUAUUGAGGAAAAAUUUACCAUACAAGAAGCAACCUUUCUGGUGCAGUAUGGAUGUCAUCAAUGGUAUGCAGAGGCAGAGGUGACGUUGCUGGUGUUUAACAAGUUCACAUGCAGAGCUGCAUUUUCCUUGCCAAAACCAGAUGUGCCCGGAACUCUAACGUUCAAAAAUGGGGAUGAUUCGUUUACCCUUCAUCAGUUCCUUGAAGGCAUUGGGUUUUCCGUGUUACACGAUCUUCCUGUCAUCGAUGAAAUCCUAGACGUGAUGAUUUCUAGGGCUGCCAUUUCUUUUGAAAACAAUGGUUCUACAUUUAAACUAACUGAGAUCGAGGUGGUAUUGAGAAAACGAACCCUUUCCAUCGGAAGUAUUAGUCUUUACAACCUUGAGGCAACAGUGCGUUACGCCGAUGUCCAAGGGCGUUCGCCGAUGUGCAUUUCACUGCGAGGAUAUCUGAAUCCGAAAAGUCACGCAACCUUGACUUUUGAUACCGAACGUCGGGAAUUGCUGGGACACUACAUCUUGGUAGACAAUAUGUCCACGGAUGAGUGCUUGGAGCGUCUCUUUCCAAAGCAAAAGGAAGAUUGUUCCGGCAGUAAUGCAUAUAUGCAGGUCAAAUCUUUUCAUGUUCAAGAAGUUAACGUAAUUUUGAGUUUUCCAUCAGAGAAACAGUGGCAUUUACGAAAGGUACGUGUGCGAAUCGACGGUUCCCUUACACUUGGACCCUUUGUCUUGCACCAGCUUUGUCUAGUAUACACGACGGAACUGUCUGGUAACGCUACAAAGCACAUCUCAGUCGUCGGGCAAUUUAAGAGCAACGACCAGACCCUAAGCUUUACCGUGGAGCUCUCCUCUACAAGCCAGGAAGCAAGCAGUACCAUUUUGGAAGCGGUAAUCAAGCCAGGUUCUCCAGGAAGACUGACACUGUCAUCGUUACUCAGAUUUGUGGGACUGAAGAGUCCAGAGGACAAAGUUCCGCAAGUUGAUGGAUCCCCAGAUUUUCUUAACAUUGAAUUAAAGGAAGCGUGUCUUCAGUUUGAAGCAUCCCCAUUUCGUAUUCGUAAGAUGGAUGCUGUAGUCAAGACGACAGCAGCGAUAACAGUACUCGAGAAGCCGCUCAUUCAACUUCACGAGGCAAGACUUGAGUAUCAUCAGGACGAAACAAAAGAUCCUGCACAAGUACAAAUCUUCAUAGCCGGAAUUUUUAGCAUCGGCAAACUCCCCUUAAAUGUUACGUUCAAAAGAGACAAGCAGUUAGGAUUGGUGCUGGAAGGUCUCUUUAAUAAGGCAGACCACUCAACGAAGGUCGAUUUUGAGGAGAUGGCUAAUCAGAUAUCUCCUAGUGUACCUUUCAGUCUCCCUAGGAGUGUUGCAUUAAGCUCUUUCCUUUUCAGAUUAGAAAAAGGUGAAGAAACAACUUCCCUCAAAUUAGAAGGUGAAUCCCAUAGCAACUGGUCCCUCGAUGCUGGAUUUAGUACCUUAACCGUUCACAAUCUCGGUGGCAAGGUACAUUUUAAGAGAGAACGUAGUUCCAAUGCGUGGAGCGGCUCCGUUUCUCUUAAUGGAAAGGUUCUCGUACAAGACACUUUAGAUGUGGCUGUUGAAGUGUACCAUAACAGCAAAGGUGAAACUGUUCUUCAUGGCACUGUGCAAAAUCCACCAGAUAUUGACCUGGACGUCAUAACUAAAUCAUUUGCUACUGGUUCGGAUUCUUCAAAUUCGUGGAAAGGACUUCUUCCUCACGAAACUGAUGCUACUGUACGCUGUCCCAGGUUCAACAGAGCGUUUUUGUCUGUAAAUGUGUCGAAGAGAUUACUUUUGUUUUUCGGAACUGUCGCUGGGUUUGGAACAGGAUUGCUGAUAGUCAAGAAAACAGCCUCUGGCGAGAAUUCUCCUCGGUACGGUUUCCUGUUCGGUCUAAGCCUCGGAAAUGAUUUCAGAUUUUCCUCAAUCAAUGAGAGUCUUAACGUUGUUGAUGAGGUCAUUUUGGUGCAGAACGCAAACUUAUGCGUGAUUUCAAAGGAGUUUGAGCAGCUGACAGUCGCAGAAAUGUUGAAAGAAAUUUCUGAGCUUGAGGACAUUGAGAAGAAACAACUAAUGGCCGACUUACCUUUCACCAACCUAGAAAGCCAAAGCAUCUCAGAUCAAAAAAUGAGAAGUGGAAUGACUGUUUUUGCGAAGAUAGACUUUUCCAAAGGAGAAUCGAAGUUGUUGUCAAACGUCACCAAAAUUCAAGAGAGACAGAAUCACUCAGAAAUUGUUCUUUUUGCCCACAUUGCUGAGAAUGGGAGUGACACAGAGUUUAUGGCUCACAUUCCGCAAAUGGAGAUCUUUGGUGGACACCUACAAUUUCACGGAAUUACCCUGAUGUACCAGCCAUCAAAGGAGAAGACUUUGAGCUUGAAAGGAAUGAUGGGCUUGACAUUAACUGAAGAUUCUCAGCCGAUUACAUUUAGGGGAGGAUUGGAGAUCUCGGAAUCGAAGGCCGAUUUUACUAUGGAAGCUGAAUUUGAUCCAGGAAUCAUACGCGAGCCAUUAGGAAUGUUUGGAAUUUCAAUUGAGGAUCCAGAACUUCAUCUCAGCUGGAGGUUUGAUCAAGAUGAGAAAGAGUCGAUUGUUCCUGUCUGUAGCAUAAGUGGCACGGUCAAAUUCUAUAAAUCCGGUUCAACAAGUGAGGACAAACCUGUUACGGCGCUGACAGGAUCUAUCUUUCUCCAAGAAGGCAGACCUGUAGUAGCGAUGGUGUCGCUCGAUUUCAGCUACCCCUUGAGUAUUGAUGACCUUUUCGCUGCCUUGUUUGAAAGACAAUGGCCUUCGGGAUAUCUGGAUAUAGGCUUUAAAAAGGGAGAAAUUUAUUAUGCAAAAUCUAACGUGGAAAUAAAUGGAAAGACAUUCCAGGAAGGUUUCAAAGGUGAGACUGAGAUAGAGGUCUUUGACUAUGCUUUUGGAGUCGAACUGUCAAUAGACGAAAGAGGUAUGCGCAUUAAAGGAUCUACCAAGUUUGAAAUUGAUCUGGUUAUUGCAACACUUACUGGAAAGAACUUUGGAGACGACGAGGGUCCAGAAAUCGAGAUAUCUCGCUACGAAGGUCAACCAGAGUUCCAAUUACAAACCGGCGUUAAACUCCUUCAAGAAAAACUUGGUUCUUGUGUAUUGGGUUAUCAUGUGAACCAAAAAUGCUUUGUUGGACAAGUAACCUACAAUGGCGAGCUUCUCGGGGUCUCUCAUCCCUCUGUCGAGUUUGAAUGGAGCCAGAAAGGUGGAUUCAAGAUUCGAAAUUGGCCUGUCAUUCUUGAAUUACAGAAACUCAUCGAUUUCGCGAAGGAGUUUGAGAAACUAAGCCAACUCAUCGAUAGCCCGUGUGAGAAGCUUAUUGGACUUGCAUUUGACAAGGUCGUCACUUCGAGGUGUAGGCUUAAUGUGCAGCAGACGUCGGUAAAGGGUUCCAGUAAUCUGAAUGCCUGGUUUGCGUUAAAGUUGCAGGGGCAUCUUGAUAUCAUGAUCGAUACUGACGAGCCUUCUCUUACCAUUGAUUUCCCAGAGAUGGUGGUAACGAUAACGAAGCCUUCCCGAGAAUUCCGGUUGAGCGACUUACCUGGGUUUUUAAUCCAAGAGAUUGCGAAAAACUCCCUGCAGAUUGCUAAACAAAUCUUUUCUCAGCCGAAACAGUUAACCAAGUUUAUGGCAGCCUUUGGUGGUAUUAAGCUCUCACGUAAAGUCCUCUCAGGUCUUAUCUGUCGUGGAGCACACAGCCCCAAUCUGACAGAUCUAGCUGAGAAGACACUCGAAACCAUGGUGGAAGAAGUAUCAAAUGUCGAGAAGGCCUUGGAGACUGCCUCGAGAGGGCUUGCCUCAGUGGCUGAGGGAGGAGCAACUUUGGCAGAGCUCGCUGUCAGCGCUGCAACCGUCAUAGCUCAAGUUUCUGUCGUAGUUGCAGGACUGGGGGCUUUAAUGUCCUUCAUAAAAGGCAUCAUCAGCUUUUUCACUGGGAAGUCCAAAGAGCUAAAAAAGGCAGAGAAAAGAAAAGAAGAAGCGGAAAGAAAAGAAGCAGAAGCUAGGAAAAUUGUUCAUGAUCGGCUAACUGUUUCAGGCCUGACAAUUUCCCUUCCAGAACUAGAUGAAGUUGCCGUUUACUGGAAACCUCUAGAACCAAAUGUAAAGUACAAUGUGAGACUUUCGCGAUUUGAUAUCGGAGAAAUGGAGACAAUUCUUUUAGACAAGACCACCGAAGACAACAAAGUCAACUGCAAAGGUACCACAGUUAAGUACAACAGCAAAAUUUUCAAAGUGUCUGUUCAGGCUGUCUACCUUCACAAUGAUAUAAUGUUUGAAGGAAAAGAGCAAUUGGUAUCAGAAGAAGUAAAACCUUUCCUUCCUCAGCCGUCACAACUUGAGGCUCAAUCAAGGCGUGAUGGAAGGGAGGUGCACGUCAGAUUCUCUCAAGUCAAGCACGCAGUUGAUUACAAAGCUGAAGUCAUAACCUGUGACGGUACCAUAGUCGGAAGUGCCAUCGUAGAUGGGCAUUCCGGAAAAGAAGAGAUAACUCACGCUUUUUACGCAGAAAAACUUACUUCUGGAGCUCCCGGUGAGACUCGCGUUCGUGUUUGUGCUCAGGCACAGGACGCAGUGCCAGGAGAAUUCAGAUAUUCACCGAAACUUUACCUCGUAGCGGCACCCAAUGAUCUUCAUGUCACGUACGAAUCAAAGCCACAGCAACUGAAAAUUGAAUGGAAAGUGAGCAACACCCAAAACAUCGCACGAUUCCUCUGUGAGAUAAAUUCAGCGGAGGCAAACAACGUGAUUUAUUCAAGAGAGGUGGCAAGGCCAACGGGAGACAACCUCAAAUCAAUUGUUAAAGUACAGGUCAGUGAAAUAGCUGAUCGUGCAAGAUCUCCUUAUGAUAUUCGUUUAUGCUCCUUAGGGGAAAAAUCAACGCUUGCAAGUGUCUUUGUCAGUUAUAAAGAGAAACUGUCCUUCCUUCCUGAUGUUCAAGGUGUAUUUCCGUCAUACGACCCUCAGAGAAAUGAACUUACCGUUACCUGGAGACCUGUUACAGGAGCAACAAUGUAUGAAAUUAGCAUAAGGGAGAAGGAAAGCAAUUCGAGCGUUGCGAAAAAGCUAAUUUGCGAAGAGAAGAAAGACGAGGUGGUGUUUGAAAUGGAUGAAAUAAAGAUGAAAACUGGUUUGAUGUACGUUGUGUCGGUGAUUGCCCAAGGAAUGGACAUCCUUCAUCUUCCAAGUGUACCAUCUACCUCAAGCGCAGAGUUUUCCCAACUGCCAAAACCUGCCUCUGUCAGUCAGGAAUACUCAUUCAAAGAUAGAUUGCUCAAGGUCGCUUUCAAAUCGGUUCCUGGUGCAGGAUCUCAUGUGAUUGAAGUUUUCAGUAAGACUACGCCUUCCAAAAUAGCAGGCAAACAUGUCGUUCAGAAGCCACAUAGUACUUGGUACCCAACAGUUACCUAUUCUUUUGAAGUCGAUAAAAUGUGCUUUAGCGAUGGUGGUCCUUUUGCGACAAGGGUCGUUGCAAUAGGUAAUGCGAAGUUGAUGAACAGUCCACCCUCUUUGAGCCCGACCCAGUUAAAGAGCGGGGAUGCCCCGGAAAGCGUUUCCUUGAAGUAUAACAUCCAGUCCAGACAGUUGGAGUCGGUCAUCUCUUCUAAACCUGGACACUUCACUUUGGCGUUAGAGGAUACUGCUCACAGAAGUAACAAAUUGAACAAGCAAGACUUUGUCGUCAAACAAGAUGUUGGAGAUCGGUUGCUUCAUCAAACGCUCUUUAAGUUUCCUAUCUACCCAGCGGACGAACCGCAAGGUGCAGUAUAUCAAGUUCUCGUUGUGAACAUUGGGGAUCAAAAUAAUUUGCCUAGUGAGGUAAAAAAGUCAAACGAAGUGUGUUUGUUAAAUCCACCUGCUUCUGUAGCACAGGAAUAUAAAAACAGAGUCUUCACUGUUGCCUGGAAAUCCGUUCAAUCUGCAGCUGGGUAUAGCAUCAAAGUCUUUAACUCAAAGACUGAAUGCAUAGCUUCUGAAGAGAGAGUGACCCACGAUUUGUGUCAAGUUGGAAACCAGAUGAAGAAGGAAUUUGACGUAUUAUCGAUGUUGUUAGAAUCCAAUGGGCUCUACAAAUCACUGGUAUUGGUGCUAGGAGAUGAGGUCAACAUUGGAGGAGCGAGCACAAAGUCUGAAUCAACUAUUCCGUCUUGCUCCUCACCUAUAGACGUCAAUAUUACCUUUAACGACGAUACACGUCGCAUGAUCGUAAGCUGUAUAUGUUCCAACGACGGAACUGUAAGACUUGGAGUUAUUGACGCUACCAAAGUGAAAACGAAAGAAGGGGAUAUCCAAGAGGCACUGCUGGGAUGGAAAGAGUUAAAGUGUCACGGAGGAGGAAAGGAGGUCAUCGAAUUCGAUGAAAGUGUCUUAACUACUUCCAUUGAUGGUCGCCACAAAGGGGUUGCUCAGAUGAUCGAAACACAAGCGCAGUUAUGUCUUCCAAGUGCCUUUUCCUUCUCUCAGGAAGAAGUGGCCUGGUUGAGGCCAGCUUUACCAAUCCACAUGACAUUCGAUCCAGGAAGUUCAACUCUGAAGAUAACUUGGACUCCUGUCAAUCUAGCUCUUCGAUAUUUUAUAGAAGUAAUACAAACAAGGGAGGAGAAGAGUGCAACUACCACUCUUAUUCCAUUUUCAGACGAGGUGCCGAAAGAUGCUAUCUCUUGCAGCAUCAACACAGAAAAUUUCCCCGUAAAGGGGAUUGACAAGUUUGUGGCCAAAGUCCAGCCAAAAGGAAAUCAGGGCCUAGUUAUUUCACUUCACUCUAUCGGUUACUCUUCGGAGACUCUGGUUUGCGAAGAAUCUCCAACCAAUGUUGACGUUUCACAAGUUGACAACAAAUGUGUUAAAGUGUGCUGGGAAGGAUAUUCGUCCAAAAAUUUCGAAGUGAGCGUUUGGAAAAUGUCAGACUCAGGCCGUCAAAAAAAAGGAGCACGUAAGACAACCAGCCACCAGUUGACAUCAACAGCUGAAGCUCUAGGCAUGUCUUCCCCGGGCUGGUACAGAUUUGGAGUUCGAUCAGAGGGGUCGACCCACAAAUUACACAGUGUUUAUACAGAGGCUGAUUUCUUGGCUAUCAUCAUGGACGCUCCAAUUGCUAUUGCCAUGCGGAAAAGUUCUGCAGUAACACUACAGUGGGUUCCUGUUGACAACAUUCGAACUCAAGAUUAUUCAAAGUACGUCAUCUCCUACCGCGAACACGACGAAGAUUCAGACUGGAGACAGGCAGAUGCAGAAUUAUCGGCGACAGAGAAAAUACUCGAAGAUUUGACACCCGACAGGGACUAUUUAUUCUGUAUCUCUGUAGCGAGUGCCACACGAGGAAUUGGCAUUAGAAGCCCAGCCACCUCUGUUCACACUGAUGCCGCCGUCGGACUGCAAGGUAAUUUGUUGGAAAAUCCAAACUUUGCACCUGCGACAGGAUGGAACGAGAGGGGCUUUGCAUAUGACAUUAUCACAUGCCCUUGGUAUUUGAUACAGCCUUCACUGAACCAAUACAGACUAGAGAGUGCACCUUGUGAUACUGAUGACUGGCCAGAAGAGAACAGAAAAAAUUGCUGGUGUAUUGCAGCAGCUAGCGGAUCCAGCAGUUGGAGAACUCAAACAAUCAAUCUACUCGAUCAAGGCUUUAUUCCUGAGUAUCUGGACGAAAUGAAGCCAGCAAUUAAAGUCUACGAGUGGUUUGCCAUCAAGGAAGGUUGCAGUGGUGGAUAUUUUAUCAAAGUGUCGCUUCUUGACGAUAAAAAGAGGGAACUUCCGGGAGAAACACCAUUUUUAGCUCAUAGGCAAGUUGCACUAAGUGAUGGUACUUGGGAACGCUUGGGACACGUUUUUGAUAAUUAUCCCUCUGGAUUAAGGUUCAUACGAUUUGAGGAUGUUCUUGAUUGCCUGGGGAAUCACGGCCAGGGUUAUGCUCUGAAAGUUUAUGGAGCCACCGUGAAGUUCUCUUCAGGGGAAUGAAAACAGCGGUGACGCAUUAGUUAUAAUAUACGGUCUACAGUAGUUUUUUAGUAGUAAG
Molecule: messenger RNA, 11406 nt
Organism: Pocillopora damicornis (cauliflower coral)
Lineage: Eukaryota; Metazoa; Cnidaria; Anthozoa; Scleractinia; Pocilloporidae
Biological process (GO): SCF-dependent proteasomal ubiquitin-dependent protein catabolic process; glycoprotein catabolic process; ERAD pathway
Cellular component (GO): cytoplasm; SCF ubiquitin ligase complex
Molecular function (GO): ubiquitin protein ligase activity; protein binding
Source: RefSeq, a predicted model, not a curated record